CCCUUGAGGAUAUGGCAUCACUGCUCUAUGGCACCCCUUUAUGGGUACACGUGAUCCGUGACUCCUGCGUCUCACUCGUUCGAGUUUUACGGAAAGCUUAAUUCAAAACCAUCUCGUUUCUCAUCGGUCUUGUCCUUUUCAUCGUUUCUCAGUGGAAGAAAAAAAAUGGCUCUGUUUGGCUUCCAACUGGUGACCACCAUGAUUAUGGCCAGCAUUCUACAGAAGAUCAUGCCACAGUAUUCAUUUGCCAAGUGGCUUCUUUGCAACACUGGACUGAUAAGGUAUUUGCAUCCAACGGAUGAGGAACUGCUGUCUCUGGUGAGAGUUCCCAAGGCAAAAGGGAAGGGUCAUCAGAAAAAUGGAACGUCAGACACCUUUAUGGUUCCUCGCAGUAUUGACAUCCAGCUGGAUGCCGUGAAAGUACAGCCAUAUGAUGUUGUUCAUCUACGCUUUUAUAUGGAUUAUCAGUGGCUGGUGGACUUUGGACUCUUCACUCUCCUUGUCUACCUCAUCACAGAGAUCUAUACUUCCUGGCAAGUCUCCACCCAUGAAAUGAAUCUCAGCCUAGUCUGGUGCUUCCUUGUCAUUGGCUUCUCUUUGAAAGUGCUGUUUUCCCUCACAGCCCUAUACUUUCGUGGGGAAGAAGCAAUGGGUGAAAGGUCCCUUUGUAUUGUUGCUGCUUCUACAUACUUAGUUGUGGCAAUGGCUGUCCUCAUAGUCGAUGAGUCUUCUCUUGAACUUGGUGUUGAAGAUGCAUACUCAGCUUUUAGUGCAAAUGCUUCCUCCUUUCUUGCCCAUCAUGCAUCAAAACUAUUCCUCAAGUUCAUCCUGGCCCUGAUUGGGGCGGCACUGGGAGGGUUUCUUACAUUCCCAGGCUUGCGACUGGCACGUAUGCACUGGGAUGCACUUCGCUUCACCACUGAGAGGCGCCUUCUUCAGCUCCUCCUUCAUAUCUCUUUCAUUUCACCUUUUGGUGUAGUGAUUGCAUGGGUUAGACCUUUGUCAAGAGAUUAUUUCACCACUCGUAUCUGGCCUGGACUUGAUGAACCACUACUGUCAAAAGAUGGCUUUGAAAGCCUGAGGCUGUGGUUGAUCUUGGGUGUAGGAGUAGUGAGAUUGCUUCUCCUCCCCUUCUACCUCCAAGCAUACCUGAAUCUUGCACAUGAGAGAAUGGAACUGCAGAAGAAGGAAGCAGGCAAGAUAUCCAAUCGAGAUCUCCAGCGAAGUGUGGCUCGGGUGUUUUACUACCUGUGUGUGGUGACUCUACAGUAUCUAGCACCACUCUUCCUUCUCAUCUAUCAAGGGCUCCUACUCAAGAGUGCAGGAGGAUACAGCUGGUGGAGCAGGAAUGAAUGCCCAGCAGACUUUGAACCAAGUCCAGAAAAACUGGAACCGACUCUGUCUUCUGAGAUGACUGUUACGCUCUCUUCUCUUCGACAGGUGUUUUCUGAGGAAGUGGCAAGAGGAGUCCUGACAUUCACAACAUGGUGGACUGCUUUUUCUUGGUUCUCCAGUUCAGCCCUGGGAAUCUUCUACUACUCCUAUUUCUCAAAGACUUAAAAUGCCAAAAUACUCUCUAGUCCAAGUUCUGGUUUUUGUUUCCUUGUUUACCUCGCCCUUGUUUCAGCAGCUGAAGUUUGUGAUCUGCUCUGACCCUCACUUGAUUGUGUUUUUUAAUUUAUUGAUCAGGUGCUUCAGAAAAAUACCACCAUUGUGUUCUCCAGUGA
Darwinula stevensoni is the source of this 1727-nucleotide messenger RNA. The record is from the annotation of a GenBank genome assembly. NCBI's taxonomy places the organism in Eukaryota, Metazoa, Arthropoda, Ostracoda, Podocopida, Darwinulidae.